CAAGAUGUCCCGUAAUGAGAAGACACAUUACAUUGGUACAUUUAAAUAGACUACUAUACAGAAUAGUUAUGACAACUUUGCUCACAUGACACGAUCUAUUUAUUGUAUCUUUCCUCAUGAGCAGCUGCGAGUGGAUGGAAAUGAAUUUAAAUCCGCUGUCGCUAAACAACAAAUGCUAAUCACAAUUAAAUUGUUAUACUUUAUCCUCGAAAACUAAAUAAACAAUGCCGUCAAAGAGCUGGACUGCUGGAGUCACAUUGAAGAUCGGGACCGCACACGACGGACCGCGCGUAGAGGACGCCUCGCUCCACUGAGCCAGGCGCAUGUACCACGGCUCUGACGGCUCGAGCAGCUCCAGCCCUGCAGCUCCGACUUCCUGUGUGCUUCUCCCUCCUGCGGGCUCCACACGUCGGUUAGGACACGUCGCCGUUGGGACGCCCUCCUCUUCGUCGCUGUCUCCCCGUCAUGUCCAGGUCCAGUCGGAGGUACAAGCCUCUGCAGCAGAACCUCGAUGGCUCUCUCGUCGGAUGUGACCGGGUGCGGAUGCCCCGGGCCCGGGUGCUGCUGCUGUGCCUCGUCGGGGUCCUGGUGUUCGCGGCGGUGCUGGGAGUCUCCCUGUCAAACGACACCGGCAACGGACCCGCGAGCCGCGAGCCGACCGCAGAUCUGACCAAAGACAGGUUGUCCCACAAAGCCAGCAAGUGUUCGCCGGCUCAAAUCCGCCGUCUGGCCUCUCAGGUGGAUGGCAGCCGCCUGUGGGAGACCCACCUGAGGCCCAUCUUGAUUGAGAGGCUCCCAGGGACACAAGGCAGCCUGGCGGUCCAGCAGCACAUCACCUCCACGCUGUCUUCGCUGUCCGCCGGCUGGACGGUGGACUUGGACUCCUUCCAGUCUUCAACCCCUCGGGGCCAGGUCACCUUUACCAACAUCGUUGCCACUCUGGAUCCUUCGGCCCCGCGCAGGCUGCUCCUGGCCUGCCACUACGACUCGAAGGUCCUGCCUCUAGACCCCCGGGCCCCGGAGAAGGUGUUUCUGGGGGCCAGUGACUCGGCAGUGCCAUGUGCUAUGAUUCUGGAGCUGGUCACCUCUCUGGAUGCCCAGCUCCUCUCAUACAAACAGCAGAAAGUCCCAGUGUCUCUCCAGCUGGUGUUUUUCGAUGGGGAGGAGUCGUUUGAACAGUGGACCGACGCAGACUCGCUGUACGGCUCCCGUCACCUGGCUGAGCGGAUGACCAACACGCCUCAUCCUGCAGGCGCCACACACACCACCAUGCUUCAGGCUGUGGACCUUUUCGUGCUGCUCGACCUGCUCGGCGGUCCUGAUCCACUGAUCGUUAAUCACUUCGAUAACACGGCGCGCUGGUUCGACCGUCUGAUCGCUGCAGAGAAGAAACUCCAUCGGCAGGGCCUCUUGACGUCUCACCCCUCAGAGCAGACGUAUUUCAGGAAGGAUGUGUACCUCGGACCUGUGCUGGACGACCACAUCCCCUUCCUUCACAGAGGUGUCCCUGUGCUACACGUCAUCGCCACUCCCUUCCCACAGUUCUGGCACACACUGGACGACACGGAGGAGAACAUGCAUCGUCCCACCGUGGUGAACCUGACCAAGAUCCUGGCUGUGUUUCUGGCAGAAUAUCUGGGCUUCUGAAUACAACACACGGACACAUUGGGCUGACGUUGCUCACAUUUUAACCCCCUCCUGGGGUGCUAAUGCUUUUUGUCACAAUGAGGACACAUAAUUGUAAAUGAGCAGCAUGAAUUAGACCUUAUGACACAAAUGGAGAACUUGGUAAAAUAAACUAAACUGUUCUGUUUGGAGAGUUGAGUCUGUGAAUUUAAAGGCACUAUUUUGUAUUUGUUUUGCUUCAUUCCUGUGAAAAAUUAAGCAAAAAUCAUUCUUAUGAAUUUCCCCCAUUAAUACGAUUGAGAUGCACUAAUCUCAGAGUUGAGCUCUCUGCUGUAAACACUCAUUCAUGUCUGUGAAUAAGGAGUUGCCUUCACUUGACGGAGGAUCCUCUUGGCCUUACAAGCUGCUGUUAUUAAUUCCAGCUAUAUUCUAUGGCUAUACUUCACAUUUUGUGCCAGUGUAAUGAAGUUAUUUGAGUUCAAAGACAACACAUUUUUAUUUACACCAUAUAAAAGGUGUACUGAAAAGUCUGCAAUAAAGUUGUAUUGAAAUUC
Messenger RNA from Pseudoliparis swirei, 2180 nucleotides. RefSeq names its product glutaminyl-peptide cyclotransferase-like a (gene qpctla). Lineage: Eukaryota; Metazoa; Chordata; Actinopteri; Perciformes; Liparidae. Gene Ontology annotation, molecular function: zinc ion binding; glutaminyl-peptide cyclotransferase activity. Bases 466 to 1647 code for a protein of 393 amino acids. The transcript is spliced from 7 exons. The record is from RefSeq and is a predicted model, not a curated record.